This is a messenger RNA of Sclerotinia borealis F-4128, 1578 nucleotides long. Lineage: Eukaryota; Fungi; Ascomycota; Leotiomycetes; Helotiales; Sclerotiniaceae. The record is from the annotation of a GenBank genome assembly.
AUGUCUACCGCCCUACACAGAAUAAGUUCAGGGGUGCUUGCUGGACUGCAAUUCUACGAUGAAGAAAGUAUUUCAGGAGGGCACAAUAGGAUGAGUUCUAGAGUACCCGAUGAAGUCCAGAUUCAUGAGGAAGAAAAGAUGUCCGAGUCGCAUUCCAGUGAGACUAUGGCUUCCACUCGCUUUGAUACUGCUGCGACGAAGAAGCUGGUCAAGAAGCUUGAUCUCCGUCUCAUCCCAAUUCUUGCUACAAUAUAUUUAGUCUGCUUUCUCGAUCGUACCAAUGUUGGAAAUGCACGGCUUGAUGGAUUGGAAAAGGAUCUUCAUAUGGCUGGCCUCGACUACAACAUCGCUCUCUCCGUAUUCUUUCCCUUUUACAUUGCUGUUGGUAUUCCUAGCAACAUAAUAAUGAAGAAACUCCGUCCAAGUGUAUGGUUGACCACCAUCGUAGUAGUUUGGUCAGUCAUCAUGGUAUGCAUGGGGUUGGUCCAUGACUUUGCGGGAUUACUUGUCGUCAGAUGCUUUUUGGGUAUCGCAGAAGGUGGUUUAUAUCCGGGAGUGGUUUACUAUAUCACAAUGUGGUAUCCUCGACACGAGUGUGGUUUUCGUAUGGCAUUAUUCUUUGCUAUGGCUACAGCUGCAGGAGCAUUUGGUGGUCUAUUCGCUCGUGGAAUUUCCGAUAUGUCUGGAGUAGCGGGCAAGAAUGGAUGGUCAUGGAUUUUCAUUAUUGAAGGUCUUCUUACAUUUUGCGUUGGGUGUAUAUCUUAUUGGGCAAUUGGAGACUACCCGACCAAUGCAAAAUUUCUCUCUGAGCUGGAACGAAAAGAGGUUAUGAGACGCCUUGCGGAUGAUCGACACCUUCUUUCAGAUGAUUUCAAUUCGAAAUAUGUAUGGCAAGCAUUGAAGGACUGGAAAAUAUAUGUCAAUAUGAUGAUAGGUUUGUGCAUGACAACGCCCUUAUACUCCUUGUCUCUGUUCCUACCCACUAUUGUUAAAGAUAUGGGCUACACCAACAACGCGGCGCAGCUCAUGACCGUUCCCCCAUAUGUUGUUGCAUGUUUCUUCACAAUCUCAGCCAGCUUCAUUGCCGAUAAAGCAAGACAGAGAGGAAUCUUUGUUCUAGGAUUUCAGGCUGUGGCGAUUAUUGGGUUUGCAUUACUAAUUUCAAGUGACAAAACGCCUAUUCAAUACACUGGUGCAUUUCUGGCAGCUGUAGGCGUUUUCCCAACUACUCCUCUCCUCAGCGCUUGGGUAGGAAACAACUUGAGUGGAAGUCUAAAACGAGGUGUUGGUUUCGGAAUGGUUGUUAGUUUCGCCAAUUUUGGUGGAAUCGUAGCUGCUUUUAUCUAUCGAUCGGUAGAUGCUCCAAGAUUUAUCGAAGGACAUGCAAUUCUUCUCGGCCAAUUGUCCAUUUCGUUCCUAUUAACAGCUGUCAUGACGACUUAUUACAGAUGGGAAAAUGCCCGUAGGGAUGCUCGAGACGCAGAGCGAGGGCUUACGGCAGAUUCCUAUACACCCGAAAUGAAGCUUGAACAACAACAUGAGGGAGACGACGCAACUUUCUGGAGAUACACUGUAUGA